Molecule: messenger RNA, 312 nt
Organism: Entamoeba dispar SAW760
Lineage: Eukaryota; Evosea; Mastigamoebida; Endamoebidae
Exons: 1
Coding region: 1-312 (103 amino acids)
Source: RefSeq, a predicted model, not a curated record
AUGAGCAUUACAGUGGAAGAACGAGCAGAACUUUUGAAACUAGAGGACAUCCAAGUCGACGCACUAUCAAGCUACUUCAUAGACUUGGACGGUAUACAAGAGCUAUGCCAGGAUCUAACAGAGCUUUAUAAAAAAGAGCAAAUCUCCACCUUGGGAGAUAAAAAAUAUUUAAAAAUUCUAGAAAAAGAGGCCUGGUUAGUAGAAGAUAUAGCUUUAACUGCUAUAAACUUCUUAAAAACACACAAAAAAACACUGAAGGUAAUAAAAGAAUGUGCUUCAAAUCAUUCCAAUGAAACAAAGCCUAAAAAAUAA